Messenger RNA from Gossypium arboreum, 1324 nucleotides. RefSeq lists its product as uncharacterized. The record is from RefSeq and is a predicted model, not a curated record. The transcript has 8 exons. NCBI's taxonomy places the organism in Eukaryota, Viridiplantae, Streptophyta, Magnoliopsida, Malvales, Malvaceae. Bases 117 to 1115 code for a protein of 332 amino acids.
CAACAUCCCUCUAACCGAAUAAGAAGUGGGUAAAAUCGAGAAACAUAAUUCCAAUUAGAUUAAAGUUAGCACUAACAAAAACAGUGAAGGGGGAGCUCAACUUUCCCAGCACAGCCAUGGCGAUUGUUCUCUCGAUUCAACACCUUCCUAAAAUGACCCUAAAUCCCAUCGCUGUCCUCAACGAACCUCGCAAAACGAGAGUUCCCUAUGAGCUGAAACAAGGGCAGUCACGUGUUUUCCAUCAGCUCCCCUCUGGUUUAAACAUGGAGGUUAUCGUUCAAAAGAGUGUCAAAGAGAAAAACCCAGAGUCGAGAAAGGAUCCACCUCUGGUUUUCGUUCAUGGAAGUUACCAUUCAGCUUGGUGUUGGGCUGAACAUUGGUUGCCUUUUUUCUCAAAUUCUGGGUUUGAUUGCUUUGCCCUUAGCUUGCUUGGUCAGGGUGAAAGCGAUACGCCUUCCGGUACUGUUGCUGGUUCUCUUCAGACACAUGCAGGUGAUGUUGCGGAUUUUAUCAAGAGGAACCUCAGCUUGCCACCGGUUUUACUCGGACAUUCAUUUGGGGGCCUUAUUAUCCAGUAUUACCUUGCAAAUAUGAGAAAUGAACUACAUUAUGAAAUGCAAAAUUUGUACCCCAAACUUACAGGUGCUGCGUUAAUCUGCUCUGUUCCUCCUUCGGGUAAUAGUGGCUUGGUGUGGCGCUAUCUCUUUUCCAAACCCAUUGCCGCUUUUAAGGUGACUCGUAGCCUAGCUGCUAAAGCUUUUCAAACUUCACUGUCCCUUUGUAGGGAGACCUUCUUCUCAGCUACAAUGGAGGAUAAUUUGGUGCUACGUUAUCAGGAGCUAAUGAAAGAAAGCUCGAGGGUGCCAUUGUUUGAUCUACGGAAGUUGAAUGAGUCACUUCCCGUGCCUAAAAUGACUGCCUGUUCAACUGAAAUUCUUGUGUUGGGUGCAAAAGAUGACUUCAUUGUGGACGCGGAAGGACUCAAUGAGACGGGGAGAUUUUACAACGUGACACCGAUAUGUAUCGAAGGAGUUGCGCAUGACAUGAUGUUGGAUUGUUCGUGGGGGGAAGGUGCUAAUGUCAUACUAUCAUGGCUAAACGGUUUGAACAGAUAACAAUCUAAAAUAUCCGAAUUUGUAUUAUCCAUUCUCAAUCACCAAGUUUUCUUUUCUUUCUUGGAGUUUGGUCAUUGUUAGGGUAUAUUCAAAUUUUAUGUUAGACAAUAUUAGGGUUCAUUUCAGGCAUUUCUUUUUUUAUUCUUUUUGAAAGAUUUUAUGCAUAUAUUUAUUUGAGCAGCAAAAAGAAAAUGCCUUUUUAUAGCUAA